Molecule: messenger RNA, 408 nt
Organism: Oryza sativa Japonica Group (Japanese rice)
Lineage: Eukaryota; Viridiplantae; Streptophyta; Magnoliopsida; Poales; Poaceae
Source: RefSeq, a predicted model, not a curated record
AUGGUCACUGCUUCCACCACCUCUUCCUUCCACGAGGCAACGUACGUUGCUCAAUUCUCCCGGGGCCUACAUGUCGAGUAUGCAGGUAAAGGAAUCCAUGUGCAAUGCCAGGCGCCGUUCUUCGUGGCGACGAGGAUGGUGGAAAACCUGGUGGAGGCGAGGCGCCUCUCGCCGUUCACGGCGACCCCGGGCGCCUACGCGCGCGCGGCGGUGGGGUGGAUCGGCCGCGGCGGACCGCUCUGCACGCCGAGCGUCCGGCACCAGCUGCUGUGGUGCGCCGCCGCCGCCGCCGCGCCGGACUUCGUUCUCGACUGGAUCCUCCUGCGCAGCCACCUGGAGCAGAGGACGUUGCUUUCGGCGGAUCAGAGCAUCGAGGGCGCCAUCUCCGUCUUCGCAGCACAGAGUUGA